This is a messenger RNA of Babjeviella inositovora NRRL Y-12698, 1705 nucleotides long. It is a transcript of the gene EGC1, whose product is annotated as glycoside hydrolase family 5 protein. The transcript has a single exon. Bases 126 to 1553 code for a protein of 475 amino acids. NCBI's taxonomy places the organism in Eukaryota, Fungi, Ascomycota, Pichiomycetes, Serinales. Gene Ontology annotation, biological process: glucan catabolic process. Gene Ontology annotation, molecular function: beta-glucosidase activity. Gene Ontology annotation, cellular component: extracellular region; cell surface. The record is from RefSeq and is a predicted model, not a curated record.
UGAACAUCCAACCCUGUUUACCAGGUAAGAUUCGUAGUUCUGAAUCUGUCAUAUAUUAUAUAACAAACACAGUUUUCCCCAAAGAUCGAAUCUCAUGCAGCCAUACAAUCACACUUGAUCACCAAAUGGCGGGACUUUUAAAAGUACAAGGCACGAAAAUCGUUGACACACAGGGCUACGCUGUGGUGUUGAAGGGCGCUGGUAUCGGGGGCCACAUGAACAUGGAAAAUUUCAUCACUGGCUACCCAGGCCAGGAAGCUGAACACAAGGAAGCAUUGUUGAAGGCCAUGGGCCAAGAAAAGUUUGAUUACUUCUUUGACAAGUUCUAUGAAUACUUCUGGACCGACAAGGAUGCAGAGUUUUUCAAAUCUCUCAAUCUCAACUGUUUGCGCAUUCCAUUCAACUACCGCCACUUUGUGGACGACGCUGAUUUGUUCACCAUCAAACCAAAGGGGUUUGCCUUGUUGGAUAGAAUUGUGGAUAUCUGCGCUAAGCACGAAAUCUAUGUGAUUUUGGACUUGCACGCCGUUCCGGGAGGCCAGAACCAAGAUUGGCAUUCUGAUUCUGGUAUCCACAAGGCUUUAUUCUUCCAGUUCUCGGUAUUCCAAGACUCUAUGAUUCAUUUAUGGAAGGAAAUCGCUAGUCACUAUGCGGGAAACCCUUGGAUAGCCGGCUACAACCCAUUGAACGAACCAGCGGACUCCAAGCAUCACAGAUUAGUGGAAUUUUACAUCAAGGUGGAAAAGGCAAUUAGAGAAGUGGAUCCUGACCAUAUUAUCUACUUAGAUGCCAACACCUACGCGAUGGAUUUCAGCCAGUUUCCAGCGACCCCUUUCCCAAACACUGUAUACGCCAUUCAUGACUACUCAGUUUACGGUUUCCCGGGUACCGGUGAUCACUACUCAGGCACUCCAGAGGAGAAACAGAACUUGUUGAAGCUGUACUCGCGUAAGAUUGAGUACAUGAAGCAGAAGAAGGUGCCAGUCUGGAACGGUGAGUUUGGACCUGUUUACGCGAGUGAAGCAAGAGGAGAUAUCAAUUACGAAAAGGCAAACCAGAGACGUUACCAGGUGUUGAAGGACCAGUUGGCUAUCUACAAAACCGGCGACCCUUCAGGCGACGGGGCCCCAAUCUCGUGGUCCAUUUGGUUGUAUAAGGACAUUGGCUACCAAGCAAUCACCUACGUGUCUCCAAAGUCCAAAUGGUUCCAAGUGUUGGGAGACUUCCUCUUAAAGAAGCAGAAGUUGGGUCUUGAUAAAUGGGGGAGAGACGCGGAUCCGGAGGUAGAAAAGAUCUACGACCGUGUGAAGGCUCAUUUCCAUGAGGCCAUUCCUCAGGAGUUCCACAAGCUGGUCUACCCAAACAACUUUGGGAUUGACAACUAUGUAGACCGUGUCUUGAGAGAAAUGUUGUUGUCUCAGUAUAUGGGGUACGAGUUUGCCGAUCUUUUCAAGGGCUUGGACUUUGCAGAGUUGGAUGAGUUAGCUGCCAGCUUCAAGUUUGAGAACCUUGAGACCAGAGACGAUUUGAAUAAGUACUUGAGCGAGUAUUAAAAUGAACACUAGUUGGAAGAGGUGCAUCAGAUAUUGUCUCACACUCGGUUUAUCACGAAAUCCAAUCAUUCUACGAUUCUUCCGAUAUAGUGUAACGGCUAGCACGGUUCGCUUUCACCGAGCAAACCCGGGUUCGACUCCCGGUAUCGGAG